Moneuplotes crassus is the source of this 3159-nucleotide messenger RNA. The record is from the annotation of a GenBank genome assembly. Lineage: Eukaryota; Ciliophora; Spirotrichea; Euplotida; Euplotidae.
AUGAACAAUAGUACCAAAGUUCAGCAGUGAAAGAACCGGUUGGGUGAUCUCCAGCUCAACUUGCUCAACAAUCCAUAUAAUUUGGUCAUGGAAGGCAAUAUGAGGAAACUUUUUACCGAACUGAAGGAGAUGUUAUGUUUCAAAGCUGAUAACCCUAAUCAUGCAAUUGAAAUCCAAAUGCAGGCAACUGCUUUCUUGAUCGACUGGAUUAGCAGAGGAGAGUUAGGGAGUAAGAUCAGAGAAGAUGAACUAGGAGUCACAAGGAAGUUCCACAAUAGUCCGAUGCAUGACUUUGAAGUUCAUUUUAAUAGACUUCUUUCUACUAUUGUCAGCAAUAUUGGAAAUACCAAUAUCGUUUAUUAUACAAAAACUGAAGAUGAUAUCCUUACUGCUGCAUCUCUCGACCAAGAAAUCUCUUCGAACAAAGAGUAUAGAAAUGGAAAGAAGAGAGUAAAAAUACAAGUGCCGGAUAAGCACCCUUCUAAGAGACAGGCUGAUUCAUCCUCUUCUCAAAGAGUUGUUCAUAUUUAUAAAUAACAUCGAAACUACAGUGAGUAAGAGAAGUAUUGAGCUACUUUUACUAUAUGCUGAGAGUUUUCAGAACUAUGAGCUUAUCACCAAAGCUCUUACUAUUCAUGGGAUAGAUCAUCCCGAUUGGAGGGUAAGAAUGAAUUGCUUGAUUACAGCCUCUGCUUUGCUUGACCAACGUCCUCAGUUGAUCCAUGAGAAUAACAACCACUUUCUACUGCUACUCGAAGCAAUCAUCAUCAGGAUCAAAGAUAGUGCAGAUUCUGUCAGAAAGCAAGCGAACAAGACUCUGGAAGAGCUGGUAGAAACUCAUUUUACAAAGCUACAAAAAUUAGCAUUCUGGAUGAACCCAAAGCAAAGAGAUGAUCUACUUAUUUAUCUUGAUGAGUGGGAGAAAACUCAAAUGAGACUUGAAGAAGAGCAUGGAGGUGUGGAUAACAACCUUAAGGGGACCGAAGAAGAAAAACUUGAACACCCUACUGAGAGAGAAAUUGAAAUACUUAAUGAAAAAGGUGAUCCAACAGAUUACUUACUAAUUGAAGAUCCUUCAUGGGCAAUGGCUCCUAAUGGCCUCUCUUUUGGAGUAAUUCCCAGAGAUGUGAUGAAUGCUGCUGAACUUCACAACCAUCUUGGAACAAGAGUAACUGCUCUUCGGGAGAUGGAGAAAAUCUUAGGGCAGGAUGAUAAUUUUGAACAUAUUCUAAAUUAUGGAUCUUUAUUCUGAAGAUACCUAUCCAUUAUUUUAGAAGAUCAUUCGAAAGAAAUUCUAAAAUCAGUGUUUAAAAUCCUCAAAAAGAUCCUUGCCAUUCCUGGUUUUGGAAAUAAAGUAAACUUUCAGAGGGUCUUGAUAGCUAUUAUUAAUCAUGUUUUCAAACAUAAGGAUGUUUCUGUGAGACAAGGAGCUCAAACUGUAGUCAAAGAUGUCAUGCUGACAAUGAAGAUCAGAACGUAUAUAAGUACUAUCACUGAGUCAAUGAUGGCUCAAGAAUGGAUUGUGAGGGAAGAAUGUCUCAGAGCUAUCAUAAUUGGUAUCCUUGAAACAAAUGAUCCUCAAUAUGAAGAUAUUGACUACGUUAAUCUUGUCGCAGCUCUUUCUCGAUGAAUUACUGAUGAAAAGCCCAAAAUAAGAUAUAUAACAACUGAAGUUAUAGCUGUUCUCUGAGCAUAUGGAAACAAAAAUGCUCUUUUAGAACUUCUGUAUCAAACAAUAAAGAAAGAAACCUAUUAUGCUCUCUGAGAUAGACUAGACGAUGCUCAGUUACCUUACCUUAACGGGCUAGGUCAAGUUGAAUUUCCUUACUUAAUGACUGAAAGAUCACAAUCAAUCAAGAAAGUCAUGAAAAUGGAUAAAAAAUUUAGCGAGAGGCUACUUUCAGCUCAUGAAUCUCUUCCUGAUAUUCAUAAGGGAAGACCUUUGGCAGGAGAACCUUUUGAUAAAGGAUACAUGUCAAAUAAAGAAACAGAGAGCUCCAAAAUCCUUCGGUUUAAUGAUGCAUUUAAGUACAUUAAGCCUCUUCCCACACAUUCCCGAACGGACAGAGAACAAGCAACUUCUACUUUCAGAGGAAGUCUUGGAGCUAAUUGGAAGGAACAACUUGUCAAACUCUCAGAUGAAGAUAAAAUUCAGGAGUCAAUCGCGCAAUUCAAAGAGCAUAAAUACCCUGAAUUAGAAGAAAACAAGAAAACGUUGAAGGACUUAAUUAAGGAAAAGAAUUCCAAAAUGAUCGAAUUAAUGGAUGAUCAGGAAAUGAGAGAAAGUGUGUACAAGCUCUUUCCCACUCCUCAUGAACUAAAAGAACGAAACGAGCAGCUGAAUAAAAGUAUUUCAGAGCAAGAAGAAGAGGAAGAAGAAUCUGAGAAUGAAGAAGAGAAGAAGAAAGAAUUCUGAAAUGCCAUAAUGAGAAAGUUACUCGAUCAAGGUGAUAAGGUUCCCUUUACAAUUGAAUUGAUGCCUUCUAAGAACCCCACUCAGGAAUUUAAUUCAGCAGUGCAGGUUAUAGAAGAGUCACAAGAUGUAGAGGCUUUGAAGAAUAGUUUCACAACGUUGAGAAAAAUUGUGGUAUUUCAUACGGAUUUGCUAAAAUAGCUCUCCGUUUAUACUAACUUCAGUAGUUGGAAGGCUCAAAAGGUAUAUCUCUUCUGACUCAAAUCAUCUCUUAAGUCAACAUGCACUAAAGACACUUUCAGAUAUAAUCAACAGUAUGCCUAUUCAAAUGAAGAAAUAUUUUGAAGAAUUUGUGAAGUUAAUUCUGACAAAAUAUAUGAAUUCUCAUGAUAAAUUACACCAUAUUGCCCAGAAGCAACCUGAGAAGGAGGAGGAAGAGCAAAAGGAUUACGAAAGUAAUCAAAGGGAUGAUCAGAAAUCUUCAGAUGAUAACAAGGAAUCAAAUGAUUUGACUCCUGGGGAAGAAGGAAAAGACUCUAGAGUUAAUAUUCUAACCCCAAAAGAACGGAAAUCUUAUUUGAGCAUUCAGAAAGAGUGCUUAGCUUCAUACCUAACUUUAAUCGAAUCUUGAGGCUCAACUAAAAGUUUUGAUUCAGGUCUAGAACUUCUUAUCCAAAUGGUUGAAAAUAUCCUCUCUGCUGCCCAUACCUAAUUCACCUGAGCGCGACUCCAAGUCCCAAGAGCUA